Molecule: messenger RNA, 831 nt
Organism: Arthroderma uncinatum
Lineage: Eukaryota; Fungi; Ascomycota; Eurotiomycetes; Onygenales; Arthrodermataceae
Product: c-14 sterol reductase
Exons: 1
Coding region: 1-831 (276 amino acids)
Biological process (GO): ergosterol biosynthetic process
Cellular component (GO): endoplasmic reticulum membrane
Molecular function (GO): Delta14-sterol reductase activity
Source: RefSeq, a predicted model, not a curated record
AUGACCCUUCCAAUUCCGUUCGUCAGCGAAAAUUCUAGGACCCUAGACAUAAAAGCGUUUUGCGAAAUGCGUCCUGGGCUCCUUGGUUGGGUUAUUAUGAAUCUUUCAAACAUUGCUCACCAGUAUAAGGUGAACGGGACCAUUACUUCUUCAAUCAUUCUCAUCACUGCCUUCCAGGCCUGGUAUGUGUUUGAUGCACUUUAUAUGGAACCAGCAAUCCUCACAACCAUCGACAUUAUCCUAGAUGGAUUCGGGUUCAUGUUGUCAUUUGGAGACCUAGUCUGGGUUCCAUUUAUCUACUCAUUGCAAACAAGAUACCUCGCCAUGUACCCCCUUCAGCUCAGCCCCGUCAAUGUUGCCUUGAUCCUAGGCGCACAGGGCGUUGGGUAUUCCAUUUUCCGCGGCGCAAACAAUCAGAAGAAUAGGUUCAGGACCGACCCUAACGACCCACGCAUCAGGCAUAUCCAAUACAUCGAGACACGUAGCGGAUCGAGACUUAUGACCUCUGGAUGGUGGGGAAUGGCCCGUCAUGUCAACUACCUAGGAGACUGGAUUAUGGCCUGGACCUACUGUCUUCCAACUGGCAUGGCCGGCUUUGUCAUGAUGGAAACCCUCAACACCGUAACCGGUAUGACGGAAAAGCGCGCUGUCCAAACGCCGGAGACACGCGGAUGGGGAAUGGCUAUAACGUACUUCUACGUUGUUUACUUUGGAGUUCUGCUCGUUCACCGUGAGAGACGUGAUGAGGAUAAGUGCAAGAGAAAAUAUGGCGAGGACUGGGCUAAAUAUACUGCGAAGGUCAAGAGCAGAAUUAUUCCAGGUAUCUAUUGA